UGACUUUUUUUUUUUAAGCUCCGCCUUACAUGUUUUUCAAUUUUUUUUUUAUUAUUUAAGAAAUAUUCUAUAUUCUUACUACAUUUUUAACAGAACGGAAUUGCUACAUUAACAAUUAGGUUGACUGUUUUGGUAUAUUUUUCAAGGCCAGUCGGUAUAUUUAAAAAUUCUGCAAGCGGUCUUACUCUUUCUUAUUGGAUCAAAUGGAGGAACUGACCACCCAAAAGAACUGGACGGAUGAGGAGCGCCUGGAGCUGGCCGCACGGCUGGACGCUGAGCUAGAUGCGUUUAUCGAUGGCCUGGAGAAGAAACGCUAUGAGGAGGGCUGGCCGGAGGACCGGUGGCAGGAGGAAAUGGACAAGCACCCGUUCUUCAUGAAGCGUGCUCCUCAGCCAGGUGACGAUGUGCAUCCUAUGUUUGAAGGCCUGCAAAAGCUCAAGUACGAUCCGGAGGAGAACACUCGCGACGAGCUGGCGCUAAACUACAAGGAGGACGGCAAUUUCUAUAUGAAGCAUAAGAAGUUCCGCAUGGCCAUCUACAGCUUCACCGAGGGAAUCAAGUCGAAGUCGGAGAACCCCGAUGUGCUGGCCGUGCUCUACAACAACCGCUCAGCCGCUCACUACUUUAUCAAGAACUACAGAUCAUCGCUGAGCGACGCCCAGCGGGCCCUUUUCUUCAAGCCAGAUUACACCAAGGCCCGCUGGCGAUCGGCGCAGUGUGCCUACGAGCUGGAGAAGUUCGACGUGUGUACAAAGAUGUGCGAGGAGCUGCUCGAGGUGGAUGUGGACCACAAAGAGGCACAUGCCCUGCUGCACAAAAACAAGAUGCGAAAGAUCGAGGUGGAGCGCAACCAACGCAAGGAGGCUGCCGAGGCGAAGCGACGUCUGACCCGCUUUCACAGACUGCGCGAUGCCAUCGAGCAGCGAGCGGUAAAGUUUGACGACCAAGGAAAUGGCAAGAUGGGUGCCUUGAGUGAGGAUCUGUUGCGCCCAAAGUUUUUGCCACUUGAAGACCAUCCAGUGCACCUGGACGAGGACGGCAGCACUUUGGUCUGGCCCGCCGCUUUCUCCUACCCCGAGUUCCUGUUCAGCGACUUCCAGCAGCAGUUGCCGGAAACGGCAACUAUGAGCGAUUGCCUGGCAACGCUGUUCGCAGAACCAUUGCCUUGCGAUAAGACGCAGAGCUACCGGCAAGACAAUGUGCACGUGUACUACGAGAAUCGCAAGGUGGGCUGCGUCCACAAGGUAGCUGAGGACAAGCAGCUCUCCGAGAUCAUCGCAGAAAAGGGUUUCUUCGUCUCCGGCGGAGCCCUGCUUUUUUAUGUGGUGCCUAAAGAUUCCCGGGUGGAACAAGAGUUUAUACACCAACAGCGACGACCAAUGGUUUAUAGUUAAGGCGAAGUUGAAAUAAAGCGGAUUGUUUUUAGAAAACACAA
Molecule: messenger RNA, 1435 nt
Organism: Drosophila ficusphila
Lineage: Eukaryota; Metazoa; Arthropoda; Insecta; Diptera; Drosophilidae
Gene: Dpit47
Product: DNA polymerase interacting tetratricopeptide repeat-containing, protein of 47 kDa
Exons: 2
Coding region: 204-1394 (396 amino acids)
Molecular function (GO): Hsp90 protein binding
Source: RefSeq, a predicted model, not a curated record